Molecule: messenger RNA, 999 nt
Organism: Aureobasidium namibiae CBS 147.97
Lineage: Eukaryota; Fungi; Ascomycota; Dothideomycetes; Dothideales; Saccotheciaceae
Product: NAD(P)-binding protein
Exons: 1
Coding region: 1-999 (332 amino acids)
Molecular function (GO): oxidoreductase activity
Source: RefSeq, a predicted model, not a curated record
AUGAGAGCUUCUCAAUGGACCACCAUCAAAGGCACCAUCGAGAAGAGUCUUGAGCUCAACAACAACGCAGCCUUACCCAAAUCUGCAAACUCGCUUGGCAAGGAUCAAACUCUUGUCAAGGUCCACUAUGCUGCUCUCAACCCUGUUGACUACAAAUUGCCUGAAGCACCUGUCGUCGGCCAGAUGGCCAUCACUAAGCCAGCAUCGCCAUGUAUGGACUUCUCUGGUGUGGUCGUUAAGACCUCGAGAAGCGACUUGAAGCCCGGUCAAGCUGUCUUCGGCAAGACGGAGCCUCCUCUCUUCGGUGCUAUGGCUGAGUACCUGGUUGCUGGCCGUGAUGGAACCAUCGCUCUUCCGGAAGGCGUCAAGCCUGAGGAAGCUGCCUGUGUUGGCGUUGCUGGUUUGACCGCCUACCAAUGUAUCGUCCCCAACGUCAAGUCCGGUGACAAAAUCUUCAUCAACGGUGGUUCUGGAGGCACUGGCUCUUUCGGUAUUCAGAUGGCCAAAGCCAUGGGCUGCGAGGUCACAACCACAUGUUCUGGACCAAAUGUGGAUCUCUGCAAGAGUCUCGGCGCUGAUGAGGUCAUUGACUAUCGCACUCAAGACGCUCUGGAGGUCUUCACAAAGGCUGGCAAGCGCUUCGACCUCAUCGUCGACUUUGUCGGCUCCCCUGAGCUAUACUGGCAGGCUCACUAUUUCACCAAGCCAACCGCAAAGGUCGUCAACGUUGGCGCAACCAUGACAAUGGACUUCUUCCGCCGUCUGUUGCCCAUCUUCCUCCUUCCAAGAUUUUUGGGAGGUGGUUCGUUGAAGUACGAGUUCCUGACAUGUCACGCCAAAGAGGACGACUUCAAGCAGAUUGGAAAGUGGAUGGCUGAGGGCAAGGUCAAGCCAGUCAUUGCUGAGACAUUCAGCCUGGAAGACGUACCUAAAGCAUUCGAAACGCUCAAGACUGGUCGUGUUCGUGGAAAGUUGAUUGUCAAGGUUUCGAACGAGUAA